Elephantulus edwardii (Cape elephant shrew) is the source of this 321-nucleotide messenger RNA. RefSeq names its product cytochrome c oxidase assembly protein 3 homolog, mitochondrial-like. Lineage: Eukaryota; Metazoa; Chordata; Mammalia; Macroscelidea; Macroscelididae. Gene Ontology annotation, cellular component: mitochondrial inner membrane. Gene Ontology annotation, biological process: mitochondrial respiratory chain complex IV assembly. The coding region runs from base 1 to 321 and encodes 106 amino acids. The transcript has a single exon. The record is from RefSeq and is a predicted model, not a curated record.
AUGGCAGUGCCAGGAGCAGGAGACCCUCCAAAUGCUAAGAGUGGAAAGGGCCCAGUGGCUCAGCGUAUCGACCCAACUCAGGAAAAAUUGACUCCCACGCAGCUGCAAUUCAUGCAGCAGGUGCAACUCGCCCAGUGGCAGAAGACACUGCCACAGCGGCGGACCUGGAACAUCGGGACAGGCCUGGGCAUCCGGGCCCUAGUGCUUGCUAUUUAUGGCUACACCUUCUACUCAGAGUCACAGGAACGUUUCCUAGAUGAACUAGAGGACGAGGCCAAAGCUGCCAGAGCCAGAGACAUGGCAAGAGCGUCGAGCUCCUGA